AUGGCGACAGAUUCUGACGCCCAAUUCGACAGACUACACGAAAGGACUCGGCAACGCGCCAAUAUGACCCAGAAUCCCCUCGAAACCAACCCUGUUUCCAGCGCAAACGCCCAUCGUGGCACGAUACCUAACACCCCUCUUGGUUCGUCUACUGUCGCCUUUCUGCUUGGGGCAACUUUCGGAAUCGGCCUAUUUGCUACCCUUGUCGAUGAAUUUUCAAGACCUCGAUGGUUGACCUAUCAGGUUUCCUUUUAUCUUGCUUCUUGGGCUUUCUUCCACUGGGCGGAGUUCGCUGUAACGGCGGGGUGGAAUCUUGAGAAGUGCAGCGUCGAUUCCUAUCUCCUCGAAAAUGGCUCGAUGUAUCACAUUGCCCACAGUGGAGCGCUGGUGGAAUACUUGAUUACGGUCUACCUGUGGCCAUCAAACAAAACCCAUCCAUAUGUGUCGCAAAUCGGCGUCGUACUGGUCGUGCUGGGACAAGUCCUUCGCUCGGCCGCUAUGAUUCACGCGUCGACUAGCUUUUCUCACUCGGUCGCCUUUCAAAAACGCGAUUCCCAUACAUUACACGAUCUCACAGAGAAGAAAGCUGGUUCCGACACCCAUCUUAUGCAGGAUUCUUCUAUUGGGCUCUUGGAACCCACGCCCGUAUUAAAGCGGAAGAAGGGGCGCUGGUACGCUUUUUCGGACAAGACUACGUCGAGUACAGGCGACAUGUUGGAACUAAAAUUCCAUUCAUACCAUGAUACCACACUGUAG
Molecule: messenger RNA, 756 nt
Organism: Cyclocybe aegerita
Lineage: Eukaryota; Fungi; Basidiomycota; Agaricomycetes; Agaricales; Hemipholiotaceae
Source: the annotation of a GenBank genome assembly